Molecule: messenger RNA, 762 nt
Organism: Cebus imitator (Panamanian white-faced capuchin)
Lineage: Eukaryota; Metazoa; Chordata; Mammalia; Primates; Cebidae
Product: dynamin-binding protein-like
Exons: 3
Coding region: 1-762 (253 amino acids)
Molecular function (GO): protein binding
Source: RefSeq, a predicted model, not a curated record
AUGUCACGCUGCGUCGGCACACCAGCCGCCACGCCCGCCUGCUGCGGGGGAAGGGCAGCGAAGGGGCGGGAACCUGCCGCAGCAGCCCGGGGAGCUUCCCUGCUUCUCCGCGGGCUGUCGCCGCGGGCGUCCGCCCCCCGCGUCGCUCUCGGCCCCGCCUCUCCCCCCGCCCGCUCUCCGCCCACUCCCACCGCCGCCGCGCGUCGUCAGUUCUGUCCUGCCUCGCCUUCGUGCUGCGGUCUUCUGCCUCUCACUUCUAGUGGUUCUAAUGAGACUGUCAGUCCUGGGAUAUUUCAUCUGUGUUUCUUCUUUUCUCUAUCUCGGCUCUCCCACGGACUCCAGUUACUUAAAGUGGCCGGCAGGGAAGGAAACCUGAUUGCCAUCUUUCACGAAGAGCACAGCAGAGUUCUGCAGCAACUCCAGGUUUUCACCUUCUUCCCGGAGUCUCUUCCAGCCACCAAGAAACCGUUUGAGAGGAAAACCAUUGACCGCCAGUCUGCUCGAAAGCCACUCCUGGGCCUGCCAAGUUACAUGCUACAGUCAGAAGAACUCCGGGCCUCCCUCCUGGCCAGGUAUCCCCCUGAAAAACUCUUCCAAGCAGAGCGGAACUUUAAUGCUGCCCAAGACUUGGAUGUCUCACUUUUGGAAGGUGACCUGGUGGGUGUGAUUAAGAAAAAAGACCCUAUGGGCAGUCAGAACCGCUGGCUGAUUGACAAUGGAGGUAAGAAUCUUAAGCAGCAGGUGAAUGGAACUAUUUUUUAA